This is a messenger RNA of Lolium rigidum, 2125 nucleotides long. Its product is annotated as coronatine-insensitive protein homolog 1a. Gene Ontology annotation, cellular component: SCF ubiquitin ligase complex. The coding region runs from base 24 to 1817 and encodes 597 amino acids. The record is from RefSeq and is a predicted model, not a curated record. The transcript is spliced from 3 exons. Gene Ontology annotation, molecular function: protein binding. Gene Ontology annotation, biological process: SCF-dependent proteasomal ubiquitin-dependent protein catabolic process. Lineage: Eukaryota; Viridiplantae; Streptophyta; Magnoliopsida; Poales; Poaceae.
AGCACCCGCUCCCGACCCGUCCGAUGGGCGGGGAGGUGCCGUCGCCGCGCCGCCUCACCCGCGCGCUCAGCUCCGACAGCACCUCCUACCUCCCCGACGAGGCGCUGCACCUCGUCCUGGCCCACGUCGACGCGCCGCGCGACCGCGAGGCCGCCUCGCUCGUCUGCCGCCGCUGGCACCGCAUCGACGCGCUCACCCGCAAGCACGUCACCGUCGGCUUCUGCUACGCGGCCCGCCCGUCCCGCCUCCUCGCGCGCUUCCCCACGCUCGAGUCGCUCGCCAUCAAGGGCAAGCCCCGCGCCGCCAUGUACGGCCUCAUCCCCGACGACUGGGGCGCCUACGCCGCGCCCUGGGUCGCCGCCCUCGCCGCCCCGCUCGACUGCCUCAAGGCCCUCAAGCUGCGACGCAUGGCCGUGUCAGAUGACGACGUCGCGGCCCUCGUCCGCGCGCGCGGCCACAUGCUGCAGGAGCUCAGGCUCGACAAGUGCUCCGGGUUCUCCACCGACGCGCUCCGCCUCGUCGCGCGAUCCUGCAGAUCCUUGAGAACUUUAUUUCUCGAAGAAUGCUCAAUAACUGAUAAAGGUGGUGAAUGGCUUCAUGAACUUGCUGCCAACAAUUCUCUUCUGGUGACACUGAACUUCUACAUGACUGAGCUCAAAGUGGCGCCGGCUGAUCUGGAGCUUCUAGCAAAGAACUGCAAAUCAUUACUCUCUUUGAAGAUUAGUGAGUGUGAUCUUUCAGAUCUGGUUGGUUUUUUCAAAGCAGCCAAUGCAUUGGAAGAUUUUGCUGGAGGAGCGUUCUAUGAGGUAGGAGAGCUCACAAAGUAUGAAAAGGUCAAGUUUCCACCAAGAGUAUGCUUCUUGGGGCUUACGUACAUGGGGACAAAUGAGAUGCCUGUUAUCUUCCCAUUUUCUGCUUCACUUAAGAAACUGGACUUGCAGUACACUUUUCUCACCACCGAGGAUCAUUGCCAGCUUAUCUCAAAAUGUCCGAACCUAUUUGUUCUUGAGGUGAGGAAUGUAAUAGGAGACAGAGGGCUGCAGGUUGUUGGCGAUACAUGCAAGAAGCUACGAAGACUUCGAAUUGAGCGGGGAGACGAUGAUCCUGGUCUAGAAGAAGAGCAAGGAGUUUCUCAGUUAGGUCUGACAGCUGUAGCUGUUGGUUGCCGUGAUCUGGAGUACAUAGCUGCCUAUGUAUCUGAUAUCACCAAUGGGGCUCUGGAAUCUAUUGGGACUUUCUGCCAAAAUCUCUACGACUUCCGGCUUGUCCUACUUGACAGACAAAAGCAGGUAACUGAUCUGCCACUUGACAACGGUGUUCGUGCUCUGUUAAGGAGCUGCACCAAGCUCCGGAGAUUUGCUUUCUACCUGAGACCUGGAGGGCUCUCGGACACGGGCCUUGAAUACAUCGGGCAGUACAGUGGAAAUAUCCAGUACAUGCUACUGGGCAACGUUGGUGAAUCUGAUCUUGGAUUGAUCCGGUUUGCAAUAGGGUGCACCAACCUGCGUAAGCUUGAACUGAGGAGCUGCUGCUUCAGCGAGCGAGCUCUGUCCCUCGCUGUGCUCCAGAUGCCCUCACUGAGGUACAUUUGGGUGCAAGGCUAUAAAGCCUCUGCAACAGGCCUCGAGCUCCUCCACAUGGCGAGGCCCUUCUGGAACAUCGAGUUUACGCCUCCCAGUCCGGAGAGCAUGCUACGCAUGGCAGUUGAUGGAGAACCAUGUGUGGAUACUCAAGCCCAGGUUCUUGCCUACCGCUCCCUUGCUGGACAGAGGUCGGACUGCCCUGAUUGGGUGACCCCCUUGCAUCCAGCUGCAUGAUUGUAAAUACAUCCAAGUUGUGUGUACCUUAUGUUCCCUUGGGUAACAACCUUGUUCAGUAUGGUAAUUUGUACGGAUAUAGAUAAUUUUAGCUACUCUAGCUGUUUUGUACCGUAAUAAGAUAGUAUAGUGCUGCUGUAGCUGAGGUGUAUUGCAAUAAGUUGCUGUUGUUACUUUGUACCACUAUGUAAUCCUGGGAAUGUGUAUGUAAACUAAGUUGCUCUGUGCUUCGAGCGUUUGAACUUGCCACUUCGUGCUACACUAUGUAAAUAUGUAAUCCUGGAAGGCCACAAAGGUGUGUUUACUAA